Osmia bicornis bicornis is the source of this 1641-nucleotide messenger RNA. RefSeq lists its product as uncharacterized. The coding region runs from base 302 to 739 and encodes 145 amino acids. Lineage: Eukaryota; Metazoa; Arthropoda; Insecta; Hymenoptera; Megachilidae. The record is from RefSeq and is a predicted model, not a curated record. Gene Ontology annotation, biological process: positive regulation of voltage-gated potassium channel activity; regulation of synaptic transmission, cholinergic; sleep. The transcript is spliced from 3 exons.
UCUUCGAGCGCAGUCACGUACAUAUUCAUGGUUCUGCCAGUGCUGCGAGCAUCGUCGCCUUGGUUGCGGACUUGCGCUGAAACCGUGUCGUCAAACGGCCACCGUGAACAGUGCUUCAGCAGCUGUCGGGGCCGAAUGGUUGGCCUCGUCAACCCUUGAUCUAGCCGCUUUCUCUCUCUUUCUCUAACUUCCGGUUUCGACUGGCCGAGCGGCGUACGGGUCGCGUGUAAAGCUACCACGGUGACCGCGAGAGGAACGGAGUUUGAUCGUUGAGGGACGUGGAAGGAUAACCGAUACCAACAUGAGACAUUCACUCGUCCUCGUCUUGUGCCUCCUGGUCAUUUUCAGUUUUUGUGGUAUAAACGCGAUAAAAUGUUACCUUUGUAACAGUCACACUGACAGCCGAUGCGCCGAUGAUGUCCCUCCUGAUGCCCUGAAAAAAGAUUGCGCCGAUCUCAAAGACGGUGCUAAAUACACGAUGUGCAGAAAGAUCAAACAAGUGAUUGAGUUUAGCGUUAACGGACUUCCACCUGAUACUCGAAUUAUAAGAGGCUGCGGAUGGGACGAAUCGAAUUACAAGAAACGAUGUUAUCAACGAAGCGGUUUCGGUGGCCGUCAAGAGGUGUGCUCGUGUUUGGAUGAUUAUUGCAACACGGCGACACCGAACAUCCUGCCGCCGAAAUCAUUAAUCCUGUCCUGUGUACUCGGCACUGUUUUACUAGCAUUCAUUCGUAAUUAGUUUCAAGGAAAUUAAACCUAUUAACGAACAGUCUACGAAGAGAUGGGUUCGAGAUUGUUAGUACCUACCUACAGGCAGCUUCGACUUCGCGUUCUUCGAGAAACAGAAGUAUACGGAUGGAUAACGGAACUAGUCUCUCAUUGUCAAAGGAAGUACAACCUGAUCUCUGGUAUCGGGUAACAAAAAUUUCAAAGUGAAAAAAUCGUUGUUGAAGCGGCCAAAUAUUCUUGCGUUAUCUAUCGGUAAACAAAAUGCUGGCGAAUAUGAGAAGGAAUGUUGAAAGAAAAUUCUAGAGACAGUGCAGUGGCUUCCUCCUGUCCAUUGGUUAAACAUUAUCGUAGUUCUAGAGAUAAAACGUGCACACUGUUCCUGACUGCCUGUUCAUUUUGAACUCAACUCACCAUGGAAGAAAAUUCAAUUCAUUAUUACUCUCUUUUCGAAUCUUGAUGGAGGGUAUACAAUCAAAUCGUUUCUCAUAAAUUGUUUUUCAAAGAAAAAAAAAAAAUAUCGAACAAUUUGGCAUAGAAUUGAUUUCUCUGCUCGAUAUUUACUCUGAAAUUCUUCCAGAAUCUUUUUCCAAUUGUACAGGUAUUCAGGAACGGUACAAUUUUUGGUACUUUUUGCGAUACGUCGAACAGCUUGGCGAGCACUCCUUGAUCAUGCAUAAUUCUUCUUGAGAAACUCCAAUAUAGGGUGCUGAAGGUGUGACAACAGUCGCAUUGUGUUCACUCGACAAUUUUUUGCGUAGAGCUUAAGAAUGAUAUAACACACAAGUAACAAUUACGCAACUUGUUAAAAGUCAAUAUGUUGUGACAACGUUCGCGAAAGGAAGGGAAAAAGAACAUCUGUAUGAAAUGUUUUUGCAAAGCGAGGAAAAUAUAUCAGGGUUGUCGUUGCGGAAA